Molecule: messenger RNA, 717 nt
Organism: Artibeus jamaicensis (Jamaican fruit-eating bat)
Lineage: Eukaryota; Metazoa; Chordata; Mammalia; Chiroptera; Phyllostomidae
Gene: HUS1B
Product: HUS1 checkpoint clamp component B
Biological process (GO): double-strand break repair via homologous recombination; meiotic DNA integrity checkpoint signaling; telomere maintenance
Cellular component (GO): checkpoint clamp complex; site of double-strand break; nucleolus
Source: RefSeq, a predicted model, not a curated record
AUGAAGUUUUAUGCCAAGGUCACUGGCAAGGAUUUUAUAAAACUCUUUGUCCAUGUCAUUGGCACCAGAUCAAAACUGGAGAAGGUCUGUGUGCUUCAUGUGAGCCAAGACAACUGUUUUGGGACUACUCAUUCCAGGGUCAUGCACAAGGCCAGGGUGUGGUGUGAGGUUAGGUGGGGAGACUUUUUCCACCGGUUUCUCAUGGAAGGUGCUUCAGAAGAAUUAAAAAAGGUUUAUUUAGAGCUGGCAUCUGCACAUUUGUUCAGAGCAAUGAGAAGCACAGGGAAUGCCCGAAGCUGCAGCCACCAACAGACAUUGUCCCUGCCUCAUUUGGCUGGUGGCUCUGCAGCUGCUGUUGCCCACAGACUGAAGAUCAUUAUAGAAAGGAUGGUAAACAUGGGUAAUCAAGUGCUGGUUGAAGCAAAUCAUGACAGAAUGAACUUCAGUGUAGAAACUAAUGUAGGGUCUAUAAAAAGUUAUUUUAACAAUCUUGGAAAUCCUCCAAUGCCUGCUCUGGAUAUGCCUUAAAACAGAAACCUGAAGAGCAUGGUGCAGUGGGUAGGGAAUAGGAAGCUUCUGCAGUUUUUUGAGGGACAGCAAAUAAAUCCUACAAUGACCUUAUGCAAUAUUUUGAGCAGUUCUCUUUUUCUUCAUCUUCAGAUGUCAUUCUUCAGUAUUUCUUUCUUUCCUCAUAAAAAUUCAACUAGCCUGUAUUAA